Messenger RNA from Acanthochromis polyacanthus (spiny chromis), 3593 nucleotides. Its product is annotated as scaffold attachment factor B1. The record is from RefSeq and is a predicted model, not a curated record. The transcript is spliced from 7 exons. NCBI's taxonomy places the organism in Eukaryota, Metazoa, Chordata, Actinopteri, Pomacentridae. The coding region runs from base 141 to 956 and encodes 271 amino acids.
AAACAGAGCGGUACCUCCGUUCUUUUUUGCCACAUUGAGAUUCUCCGCCAAGUUGAGCUACACGUCAGUGGGGAACCUGUACUGGUGAGUGGACGUGUACGGUGCCCGUCAGGCGGUUCCCGGAUGCACCGAACAGAAACAUGGAACGGGUAGUGGUGGAUGUGCCGAUCAACAACGGUUUUUCCUUUGCCUGCCCCUCUACAACCCCACGAAAGCGCCAGGUGCGUUUUUCAGCGCGGCAUGACAUCAUCCUUCUGCGAGAGGUUAUCGCCCAGAACCCCUUCGCCUCCAAAGAACCAGGACGGAUCUGGGCCCGCGUGGGGGAGAUUAUCACUGCAGCUCUCCAAGAAGAAAACUUUGAGGUGGAUGCCAGGAGGUGCAGAGAGAGGACCAUGCUGCUGCUAGACUACUACAAGAAACAAGACUUUCCCAGUCUACGCAGGUUUGGAACAGAGAGGUUGUACGCUCAAAAGGAGGAUCUACUCCAUGAGGUCUUGGAGCUGGAGGCGGAGAAGGGGCUCCUGGCCAGCGGUGAAGGCCCAAAGUACCAGGACGAUGAGCGGAGAAAUCGAGCCAUAGAAGAACUGAAUCUACCAGAACAGGACAAGCCAAACAUCACUAUCACGCACACACCCACUGCAGGACCAGAAGACGACCGCGAAGAAACGGCAGAGCUUUCAGCAGCUCCCACAGCCAAGCGCCCCUGCCAGUGUUGCUGCCAAACCUACUCUGAGAUUCUCAGCUUCCUGGAGAAACGCUCAGAGGCAGAGCAACGACUUCGAGAGGAGGAGCUCGCCCUGCGCCGAGAGGAACUGGAGAUUCAGAGGAGUAAGAUCGCUCUGGAGAGAGAACGUCUGGGAGCUGAGAGGAAGGAGAGGGAGCGGAGAUUUGAGCUUGAGAGCCAGGAGAGGCAGGUCAUCUUGGACCUGUUGAAAGAGAAGGUGCUGAAAGGCUGACAAAGACAGACUGGAUCACCUGGAUUUUAAGGACAUCUUUGACCAAGUGUGCGUGUGUGUGUGGGUUUGGGACGGCAUAGUUGACUGCUAAAAAGAGGAAGUAAUAGAGCAAAACUGGAAGUGAAGAGAUCAAAGAGAGGAACAGUGAGUUGAAAUUUAAAAUGGAUGACGUAGAAGACGGCUACUUGCCCUUAUCUAUCUGAACUGUCCAAACAAAAGGGCAAGUUUGUGAGUGUGGACACUGCUUAACCACACAGCUAUAUACAGCUGCUUCAAAAAAUAUUCACACCCCUUAACUUUUUUUAAAAACAUUUUGUUGUGUUGUAAUUUUAAAUAAAUAAAAUUGGCAUUGACGAAAUCAAAUAUUGAAAUCUCUCAUUAAAAAAACCUUUCAGACUAUUUUUUUGUGGGCAAGGAACAUGACCAAGAACCCAAAUGUCACUCAAAUAGACUCUGGCUGUGUCCGAAAUCGCAUACUAACGUACUACUCAUACUAAAUGUGAUGUCAAAAUAAGUAUGUAGUGCGUUCACAUUGGAUAGUAUGAAAAGAUUGAGUACGCAAGAAAUACCCGGAUGUAUACUAUAUCCAGAAAAAUUUUAAGUAUGCGAGGUGACCACACUAGUCAUACUCAACCGCCCCAUAAUGCUUUGCGAGCUAUCCACCGAAAUGCAAGCCUCCGCGGGAUAUGUGGCCGGACCGCGGCGAUUUUUAUUUUACUUUAUGUGGUUAAGUAGUCAUCCUAAUCACCCCACAGAUUUGAGAAAUAGGCGUUUUCUGACCAACGUUUUAAAUUUGUCAGACGCCUCACAACGUGCUACUGAAUGCUGGCAGCUAGUUGCAGCAGCUCGCUUUGCAUAUAGAACAGGUAGCAGCUACCUCGAGUAGCCUGCAGCUACAACUGAAACGAUUCGCAUAAUCUGGCUAAUAACUGCAUGAGGAGUGCCGGCUUGAAAUUGCCACAUUAAUUAUGCGACUGUUUGUUAGCGUAAAAUCGACCUGAAGCCGGCAUUCAGCCGAGAUAUUUGAUAACCGUACUUCCGGUUUUUGUCAUCAGAGGUUUGAAAUGCAUUAUGGGGAACGGAGUAGUAUACUACAGUGUGAAUGGUCGGCAUUCUAAUCUUACUUAUAGUAUGUAGUAUACAGUAUAUACUCAUUGAGAAUGUAGUAUGUAGUACAUUAGUAUGCCAUUUCGGACACAGCCUCUGAGUACUCCCACUCCCAGUAAAAGACAAAUGACAGCUAGCUUGGAGUUUGUCAAAUGACAUUUAGACAACACGCAGAGUGCAAGAGAAAAGAUUCCCCAAUUAAACUGCAGAACUUGAAGCCCUACAGUAUGUCUGGCAAACACCUGGCUAAGCCCAUGCCCAUUGGGAAGCACGGUGGUGGCAACAUCAUGCUAUGGGGUUGCUUCUCAGGGACAUGGAAUGAGACAUUGUCAGAAUGGAAGGGAGCAUACAUUCAAAGAAGAUUUUUAAGAAACCUGAGCCAGAGUGCAGUGAUGUGAGACUGGGACAAUGAUUCACCUUUCAGCAUGACAGUGACUCAAAGGAUACGGUCAGUCAGCUGGUGUGACUUCAGGAGAAGUCGCUGACUGGUCUUGAUUUGCCACACCGAAGCCCAGACAUAAAGUCUACAGAAUAUGAGUAGAGCCUUGAAGAUUACAGUUCUAAGAUGCUUAUCAUCCAAUCUGAUUGGGCUUUAGAAGAACUGCUGGAAAGAAUGGAAUAAAUUGCUCUAUUCCAGGUGUGCAAAGCCUUCAGAAAUCUCCCCAAGAAGGCUUCAAGGUGUAGUUGUUGCCAAAGGGGCUUUUACAAGGUAUUGAAUUAAGGAUGUGAGUAUUUUUUACAAGUAGGAGAUUUCAGUUUUAAAUUUUUUAAUACAUUUGCAAAACGUUUACUGUAUUAAUGAGUGUAGAUUGAAGGAGAAAAUGCCAGAAAGUGAAGGGGUACAGAAUACAUUUUGAAGCGACUAUAGACCUGUCAGAACUAAUGACAGCAUCAGCUGCUCAAGCCCGAUUCAUAUAAAUGUUAAUAGACCCUCCCUGUGUUUCAUUCCUCACGAAACACAUUGCAUAAAGGUCCUAAAGCACUGCAAUUAAUUGAGUGCCACCUAAGGAAUGGAAUGUAGAAUGGGUGUGGUGCGGCCUUUUAGGUGUGGUGACCCACUGAGCUAAAACCGUCAGACUUGAUCUCAGUGUCUCAAGAUGGCAUGUUUCACAAAGUCGGUAAAUGCCUUUCCUCAUGUUGUCUGGCACCAACAGCAGAGUGAGUCGUGUUCACAGUGUAAAGGAGAGGAUUCCUUAUAGAGCGCGGUUGGCGCAAAUAUAAAACUGAAGAACAUGAGGAAUUAAGUCACGGUACAGCUUAAGCUUUUGCAAACCCUGUAGCAUAUGCCAUAUUACCACUGUACACACCUUAUUUAGUCACUUUCUAUUUGAAGGCAUUUUAAAUAAAAAUAGAAAUAAAGCUAUAUUUUACAGAGUCAGUUGAUGUAUUUUGACUGGUAAGCAUUUUUUUACAACAAAAAUUCUCACUAACAUAAGCCAUGACCUCUACAUUCUAUAAAAAUAACAGACUGUUGACAAUUUUCUGAAAUUAAAUAAAAUUGUGAUGAAGUCAUAAUUACCGAUUAUAAUA